Messenger RNA from Necator americanus (New World hookworm), 315 nucleotides. RefSeq lists its product as uncharacterized. Lineage: Eukaryota; Metazoa; Nematoda; Chromadorea; Rhabditida; Ancylostomatidae. The record is from RefSeq and is a predicted model, not a curated record. Bases 1 to 315 code for a protein of 104 amino acids. The transcript has a single exon.
AUGAGAAAGGUUACCGAGAGGACCUUCGGAACUACUAUCGUCUACUACGACGAUACCGUAUUCGAGAACUCUUUAUCCCAAGGUGACUGGCACAUCGAGGAGGACCCAAACGUUGACUACGAGAUGGUACUCAGAGGAUUACGAGUCGGUGCUAAAAUAUUGCAUGAGGAUCAUUUGAAAUACAGGCAGAAGAAGAUUCUGGAAGUAGCACAAAGAAGAACUAGUCUAAAGAAAUGCUGCAGGGAUCUCUGCGAAUAUAAUAUCUCGCAGGCAGCUUUGCUGAGAAAACGGGACUCGCAGGUCUUUUCGUCGUGA